Penicillium daleae is the source of this 915-nucleotide messenger RNA. Its product is annotated as formate/nitrite transporter family protein. Gene Ontology annotation, cellular component: membrane. Gene Ontology annotation, biological process: transmembrane transport; nitrite transport. Bases 1 to 915 code for a protein of 304 amino acids. The transcript has 4 exons. NCBI's taxonomy places the organism in Eukaryota, Fungi, Ascomycota, Eurotiomycetes, Eurotiales, Aspergillaceae. The record is from RefSeq and is a predicted model, not a curated record. Gene Ontology annotation, molecular function: high-affinity secondary active nitrite transmembrane transporter activity.
AUGACCUUCGACUCAUUCUCACCCUUGGAGGUGAUUGAGGCUGUGGCCAACACAGGUGUGCACAAAGGUAACAUGCGAUUGGACAAGGUAUUCUUUAGUUCUAUUUCUGCUGGAUGCUUGCUCUCUUUCGCAUGUGGAACCGCUCUGAGCACCAAUGCCUCCCCUUGGUUCCAAGAGAACGCUGCGGGCUUGAUCCGCACCAUCAGUGCCUUGGUCUUCCCUUACGGGCUGUGCAUGAUCAUUCUAACCGGUGCCGAUCUUUGCACGGGCUCCUUCAUGUUCACCACCGUUGCAGCAUUGCAACGCCGACUACCGUGGUGGAAAAUGCUUGUGCACUGGGUCGUGACCUUUUUGGGAAACUUGGCUGGCUCCCUAUUCAUGGUUGCAAUUAUCUUUGGAUACGGCGAGGUCUUCUCUAAGGACCCCUUCAAGUCUGCCGUGAUCAGUUUUGCCACAAAGAAGCAAGUAACACCAGACUUUCACAUGAUCUUCCUUCGUGGAAUUGGUUGCAAUUGGCUAGUUUGUCUCGGAUGCUUCUUCGGUUUGCAAGGACGUGAUCUGGCAUCCAAAAUCAUUGGUAUCUGGUGGCCUAUCUUUGCUUUCGUCUCUCUCGGAUUCGACCACGUUGUUGCCAAUAUGACAUUCAUCCCCCUGGGAAUUUGGCUCGAUGCUCCUGGAAUCAGCGUUGGCCUGUAUAUCUGGAAGGGUAUUAUCCCUACCUUGAUUGGAAACAUCCUUGGUGGUGGCCUCUUCUGCGGAACGUUCUACUGGUACAUGUAUCUGCUUGACCUGAACACCCUCCCUAUCAGUGGCUUGAGCAAGAAGACAGUCCCCCCAACUCGACCGGCAUCGAAAGGAGAUAUAGAGGCAGCUGCCGCAGACGGCUCUCCCGCAUCUACAGUGCUCCACGCUUGA